GUCGAUAAAAGUUGUAUUUAUUUAUUCGGUCAUCGUGUUCGGUGUUGGUCAAUGUCGGUGUCCGCGCUGUCAUAUUCCAGUAGGUGCGAUAAUUAUCGUCGUAACGACAGCAGGUUUCGGCAAUUAAUGAGCGCUCACAAUCAAAUCAGACGCAUAUCCAUGCACUAAUUAUCAUCACCAAACACGCAUGGACAACAACAACUUCGACAGUGAACGCUGCGAUAUUUUCGAAGGGUCCAAAUAAAAUCAUCAUAUGGAUAACAUCCAAUUAAAAUAAUUAAUUGCACCUGUACCGCACAUAAUAAGCACGUUUGAAUCGACGCCGUAAUUAGAUUACAACAUAUCUCAUCAACGCCGGUGCCAAUACGAGAUAAUUGCAUCGCAGAGAAUAGGAUAUCGUAAACUACCGUAUUCGACUAAGUACGCAGCAAAGCUUAUUCCAUAAGCUUGUAUUAACCUCGCAUAAUUUGAAUGCAAAUGACCGACAUUGGCAUUGAUAUAUUCUCCGCAUUCUACCUGCGCGCCGAUGCACUUGAGACCCCGGCAAGAAUUAAGCUCCGUUUCGAGUGCCACCAACACUACCAGUUCUGCUAAUUACCCACCCAUGUCCAGACCAGUUUUGCACUACCUACUUACCUAGCUAUUAACGCAUCAAACAUGUAACGGCGAAUAUUUCGCACGGGAAUCAUUAUUGACUCGACCGACGCGAAACACUCAUCGUGUUGUAAUUUCGUGAAUAAAACAAACAAAGUGAAGAAGAAGACGUGCGACUGUACAAUGCGUGAUUGUUAAUAAAUGCGUAGUGUUUGCGUGUGAUUCCAAUGGAAUUGCGCAGUGUGAGUGGUCAGAGUGGCACGGAUUGUUCGGAUAGUCAAGCAGUUGACAACGGCGUCGGCCAAGUGAACUUUUACUGCGUUAGCAGCGUUUCGGUUGAUCGUGAUGAACGAAGAAAGCGAAGCGCUGCCGUCGAAGUAGGUAAACGGACUUUUCGAAUUCAUUUGCAUACCUACUAACACAGAGUCAAGGCAAGUCAAACAACAAACACACGACGUGAAACUGUGCUAUGGAAACGAUAAUAUUUGGUGAUAUUUGUGAAAUAAAUGCAAUAAAUUAGUGCGAAAUUCAAUAAAAUCAAUGUGAUUACGCGCGCAGCGACCAAAACGAUGCGCGAAUCGUUUAGAUUUAGACAUGACGAUUGUGUUUGCAAACAGGAACUUUUAUCAUCAAACAUUGACGAGAAUUUACACACACAUUCAGCGAUUAAAUGUGGAAGAUUACAUAUUAAAGUGAAUUAUUUUUAUAUCGUAUUAAUCAUGAUUUUAACGACGUGUACAGCACGUCCACAUAACACAACCAUAGUUGAUUCAUCACCCCAUAAAUUAAUUCAUUCUGGGGCUAAAAAUGACAGCAAUCAUUCACAGGAGCGUACGAGAAUUCUUACAUUUCCACGACGUCCAACGUCGACGAAUGCGCACGAUGAAAACGAUUAUUAUCAACCUGAUAUAGUCUUUCCGGAUUCACUGGAGAGUUUCAGCAGUGGGCAUGUGUCGUUUGAGCCCAUGACGCGCAUAGAUGUCACACCUGAGUGCGCCGCUAAUGGCGGUACAUUUUGCGAGGAUAUUCCUGCGUAUCCUUAUAAGUUGUUGCGUGAUGUACUUAGCCGGAGUAAGAGUGCUGCCGCUGACAGCGUGCUCUUCGGUGCGGACGAAACGCCCGAUGAGUUUGCGCAGCGGAUUGGUGAGCCGGAAGAGAACUACAUCUGCGGCGCCAUUGAUAAGACGGUUUUUCCCAAAGCCGGGAAGAACAAGAACAACAAGUGGAAGUAUAUUAUUAAUCAGGGAUCCAAGGACGGAUAUGUGCAAGGUGUACGCGUUGAAUUGUGCACAUCCACUGGAAAACCUUGUGAUCUGUUUGGACACCAACCAAACGGAUAUGUGACGUCGUGUAAGCAGAAGUUCAUUUAUCGGAAGAUGAUGUCGCUCUCAGAUGGUGGUCAACCGCUUCCCGACACAUUCCUGAUGCCGUCAGCGUGCUGCUGUUCGUACAAGCGUGACAAUCGCUUCCUGGCGCGCAUCGGGGAGGCGCCGGUGACGCCCGCUUAACAGAAAUGAUAACAAUCAUUUAAUUUCCAUUGAAAGCUUUAAUGUUUUGCUCCUGCCAAUUUCAUAGAUUGUAUUAUAAGUUUUACAAUAAUUCGUUUAACAAGUGUGAACAAUUCGAUUGAUUAUAUAUGGUGAUAAGAUAGUUACAAGUUAUUGAGUUUAAAUUUUGUAUUUUAUAUGUUUAUUAUUGCUUGAUUGCCAGCGAGGACAGAUGUGGAAUAAAUGUUAACUAUAAA
Molecule: messenger RNA, 2338 nt
Organism: Dalotia coriaria
Lineage: Eukaryota; Metazoa; Arthropoda; Insecta; Coleoptera; Staphylinidae
Exons: 4
Coding region: 1164-2102 (312 amino acids)
Biological process (GO): central nervous system formation; innate immune response
Cellular component (GO): extracellular region
Molecular function (GO): growth factor activity; Toll binding
Source: RefSeq, a predicted model, not a curated record